This is a messenger RNA of Trichosurus vulpecula (common brushtail), 4523 nucleotides long. RefSeq names its product zinc finger protein 665-like. The transcript is spliced from 6 exons. The coding region runs from base 241 to 2949 and encodes 902 amino acids. Lineage: Eukaryota; Metazoa; Chordata; Mammalia; Diprotodontia; Phalangeridae. Gene Ontology annotation, biological process: regulation of DNA-templated transcription. The record is from RefSeq and is a predicted model, not a curated record.
CCUUCUCCCGGUGCAGCUGAAAUUUCUCUUCCUUUCCUGGAGCUGAGGUCUCUCUGCCUUUUUCCUUCAGAGCUGAGAUCACACUGCCUUCACUUGGACCUGAGAUCUCUGCCUUCUGGACCCUAGCCCUGUAGGUGCAGGUCCCAGGCCAGCCCCUUGCCCUGGGAUCCUUCUCCCUCCCCUGCUCAGUCUGCAGAAGACCAAGGCCUAACCCAAGCAGGGAACCUGGAGCCAGAGGGAAUGGCCUCUGGGAGCUGCAGACCCCCACCCCAGGAGUUGCUGACAUUCCAGGAUGUGGCUGUAGACUUCAUCCCAGAGGAGUGGGACCUCUUAGGCCAUCCUCAGAAGGAGUUGUACAAGGAGGUCAUGCUGGAGAAUGCUCAGAACUUGCUCUUCUUGGGGCUUCCAGUUCCCAGAGAAUAUUUGAUGUAUUCUGAGGAAAGUGAAGCACCAUGGAUGCUGGAAGAAGAAGGCCUGAGGAGCUGCUGUCCAGAAGGAGAGAUUGGACCUGAAAUAAGAGAGACUACUGAAAAACUAAGGAUUUCUGUGGAAGGAACACACAAAGAAAGCUUCAUGUGUGAUGGUCCCUGUGACUUCACUGGGAGAAAAAUCUGUGCUGUAUUUCACAGAAUCCACACAGGAAAGAAAUCUCGUAAUUCUCAUCAUUGUGGGAAAGACAUAAAUAAACAGUCAUCCCUGAUUUACCAGCAAAAAAUUCAUACUGGAGAGAAACCACACGAGUGUCACAAAUGUGCUGAACCUUUUAGUGAACACUCAUCCUUAAUUAUUCAUCACAGUGUUCACGGUGACAAGAAAUCUUAUGAAUGUCCUCAGUGUGGAAAGACUUGGAGUUGUAGCUCUAGUCUUGCUGUACAUCAGAGCAUCCACACUGGGGAGAAACCUUAUGAGUAUGAUAAAUACAGAAAGGCAUUCACACAGAGCUCCAACCUUACUCAAACUCAGAGAAUCCACAAUGUUGAGAAACCUUAUGAAUGUAAUCGAUGUGGAAAGGCUUUUGCACAGAGCUUCAAUCUUGCUCGACAUCUUAGAAUCCACACUGGAGAGAAAAGUUAUGAAAGUAAUCAAUGUGGAAAGGCUUUCAGCAUCUCCAAACUUACUGCACAUCAGAGAAUCCACAGUGGGGAGAAACCUUAUGAAUGUAAUCAAUGUGGAAAGGCUUUCACAAAAAACUCUAAUCUUACUGUACAUAAGAGAAUCCACACUGGGGAGAAACCUUACAAAUGUAAUCAGUGUGUAAAGGCUUUCAACGUAAGGAAUAGUCUUGCUAUACAUCAGAGAAUCCAUGCUGGAGAGAAGCCUUAUGAAUGUAAUCAGUGUGGAAAGGCUUUCACAGUGAGCUCUAGUCUUGCUGCACAUCAAAAAACCCACAGUGGGGAGAAACCUUAUGAAUGUAAUCAAUGUGGAAAGGCUUUUGCAAAAAAAUCCAAUCUCACUGUACAUAAGAGAAUCCACACUGGGGAGAAACCUUUUGAAUGUAAUCAAUGUGGAAGGGCUUUCAAUUUAAGGAAUAGUCUUAUUGUACAUCAGAGCAUCCACGCUGGAGAGAAACCAUAUGAAUGUAAUCAGUGUGCAAAGGCUUUUACACAGAGCUCCAGACUUGCUGCACAUAAGAGAAUCCACACUGGAGAGAAACCUUAUGAGUGUGAUCACUGUGGAAAGGCUUUCAAUUUAAGGUAUAGUCUUACUGUACAUCAGAGAAUCCAUGCUGGAGAGAAACCUUAUGAAUGUAAUCAUUGUGGAAAGGCUUUCACACAGAGCGCCACACUUGCUGCACACCAGAGAAUCCACACUGGAGAGAAACCUUAUGAGUGUAAUCACUGUGGAAAGGCUUUCAAUUUAAGGUGUAGUCUUACUGUACAUCAGAGAAUCCACGCUGGAGAGAAACCUUUUGAAUGUAAUCAAUGUGGAAAGGCUUUCACACAGAGCUCCAGUCUUGCUGCACAUCAGAAAAUCCACACUGGGGAAAAACCUUAUGAAUGUAAUCAAUGUGGAAAGGCUUUCACAAAAAACUCUAAUCUUACUGUACAUAAGAGAAUCCACACUGGAGAGAAACCUAAUAAACUUUAUAAAUGUAGUCAAUGUGGAAAGGCUUUCACACAGAGUUCCAAUCUUGCUCUGCAUCAGAGAAUCCACACUGGAGAGAAACCUUAUGAAUGUAAUCAAUGUGGAAAGGCUUUCACACAGAGUUCCAAUCUUGCUCUGCAUCAGAGAAUCCACACUGGGGAGAAACCUUAUGAAUGUAAUCAAUGUGGAAAGGCUUUCAGAAUCAACUCCAAACUUACUGCACAUCAGAGAAUCCACACUGGGGAGAAACCUUUUAAGUGUAAUCACUGCGGAAAGGCUUUCAAUUUAAGGUAUAGUCUUGCUGUACAUCAGAGAAUCCAUGCUGGAGAGAAACCAUAUGAAUGUAACCAAUGUAGAAAAACUUUCACAGAGAGCUCCAGUCUUACUGCACAUCAGAGAAUCCACAGUGGGGAGAAACCUUAUGAAUGUAAUCAAUGUGGAAAGGCUUUCACAAAAAACUCUAAUCUUACUGCACAUCAGAGAAUCCACAGUGGGGAGAAACCUUAUGAAUGUGAUCAAUGUGGAAAGGCUUUCACACAUAGCUCCAGUCUUACUGCACAUCAGAGAAUCCACAGUGGGGAGAAACCUUAUGAAUGUGAUCAAUGUGGAAAGGCUUUCACACAGAGCUUCAGACUUGCUGUACACAAGAGAAUCCACACAGGGGAGAAACCUUAUGAAUGUAAUCAAUGUGGAAAGGCUUUCACGCAUAGCUCCAGUCUUGCUGCACAUCAGAGAAUGCACAGUGGGGAGAAACCUUAUGAAUGUAAUCAAUGUGGAAAGGCUUUCACAAAAAACUCUAAUCUUACUGUACAUAAGAAAAUGCACAGUGGGGAGAAACCUAAUGUGAUUAAAACUUUUAUGUAGCAUCUCACUUUACUAUACAAAUGUGAUACAAGCAGAGACCAACUAUUAACUAUUGCUUUUGAAUAACAGAAGAACGGUUGUUUUUUCUAUCUCCUGUCAACCAAAGAGCAAUCAUGGAGGCCUGUUAACUCUUAUAUGCCCUUAGAUAAGUGGGUGCGACCAACAGGCAUAAAACAAUUCUGAUGGGUUAAAACCUAAUGAGAAUGAGUAUUAUAAUGAAUGGUGAACAUAGUCUACUGAGUAGCUGGGGAAUAUGACUUAUGACUCCAUCUUGGAUGGAGAGACUUAUCUCUAUCCGGAUCUGUCUGACUAAAACACAAUGGGCCCAAAUUCACGUAGACUAAAAUUUCUUUACCUUUUGGUCAGAUCUAAACUUUCCCAGUUGGCUAAGUCUUGUCAAAGAUUUCAUCUCAUUAUUUUCACUGUUGUAUGAGAAAGGGGAAAGAUGGCAAAUGCUUAAUCCUAAUUCAAUAAAUAGUUAUUAUGUCAUUUCUUUCACAUUGGAUAAUCCAUUCUAGAGGACAUAUCUCAUUAAUAUAAUCACUAUGAAAAGUGUUCAGGAUAAAGUCAUUCCUUAUUUCCCAUCAGAAUUCACAUGUGGUAGAAAUCAUAUUCCUGUAAUGAAUGUGGAAAGACAUUCAGAUGAACUAUAGAACUUGCUAGAUAUCAGAAAUUUUGCCUUAUGGACAAGCCCUAUGUGCACUCAGUUGGGAAGGUCUGCAGCCACAGAUCAUCUCUUCCUUUACAUCAAACAUUUGUAGUGGAGAGAAGACUUAUGAAUGUGCUCAAUGAGGACUUGCCUUUUCCUGGAAGAGGCAGGUCACUAGAUACCACAAUAUUCACACUGGAAGGAAGCCUGAUAAAAGCAGUAAUGGUGUGAAGGCCUUCACCUGGAGCUCAUAAAUUUGUGUACAUUAUGUACUCCAAUGUGUACAUUGGAGUAAUCUUCCUGGAGAUAAAACUUAUGGAUCCAAUUAAUGAUGGCCUCUCCCUGCAGCACAGACCUCCCUAGACAUUAUAUAUUUCAUAUAGUGCCUGAAGCCCUAAAAAUGGAUUGAAUUUUUCUCUAAAAUCCCAAGGUCUCUCCUGACUCUCCUGAAAUAUUCCAUGGCCCCUAGGGUGAAGCCUGCCACAGGCUUGUUCACUUAACUGCACUCUCCUUCCACUAUAGUAAGACACUUUUCCUGCUCACCUUCCCAGCUUUCCUAGGCUGCUAAUCUGCUUCACUGCUCCAAAAUUGGUUCUGAGCCAUUGUUGUGAGCUUGUUUGGAAGGGAAUUUGGAAGAGCCCAGGAAAGUUACUGCCUCACCUUGACUUCUUGGCUCCCAAAGUCCUCAUGCCCAUUUUUGCAGUAAAUAUUCCCUUGAUAGCUCACAUUUCCUUGAGAAGAUCUAUUGUCUCUCCCAUUCAUUUCUUUAAUUCUAUUUCUUUGUAUUGCUCAUUUAGAAAAAACCUUAUCUCUCCUUGCUGUUCUGAAAUUCUGAAUUCAUUGGGCUAUAUCUUCUCUCUUUCCUCUUCCUUUCAUUCUUUCCUCAGCUAUUUGUAAGGCCUCAUCAGACAGCCAUUUUGCCUUC